This is a messenger RNA of Daphnia carinata, 1865 nucleotides long. RefSeq lists its product as uncharacterized. The transcript is spliced from 2 exons. Bases 429 to 1733 code for a protein of 434 amino acids. The record is from RefSeq and is a predicted model, not a curated record. NCBI's taxonomy places the organism in Eukaryota, Metazoa, Arthropoda, Branchiopoda, Diplostraca, Daphniidae.
CGUCGAUCGAGUAAGACGCGUCGUUCCCCAAAACUCUACCAGCGCCCUCAACAGUGUUGCGACAAACAAAAACAAACUUAGAAAGUAAAGAAAUAACACGGACCGAUAAGGCACCGAUCGAGCAUCAAAAACAACAUUUUGCGGAAGAAGGAACGUCUGUGGGAUUUUCGUGUCAAUGGAAAAUUGAUUUCCUGCCGCGUUACACCGCAGCCGGAAUAGCAGUUUUUGCCGUCGAUUGUGUCUUUUCGCUAUUGGCGACGCCUGCGAGCAAGACGACGCUUCGCCACCUACACGACAACACACACAAAAAAAAACGGGGGAAACGCUUUGACAGAUAAAAAAAAAAAAGAAAAAAGAAAAAAAGAUCGGAACGAACACAAAGAAAUUUUGUUUUAUACCAACAGCAAAGACACAUUUAAAAAAGAAACAUGUCGGUUGACGUUUCGGACGAAUCAUCCAUCACGGCAGAGUGGUUAGAGAGCAUCCUCCAUCUCUACUACAGCACCAACGGACGCGACUUGCUCGACGGACCCAAAGAUGACGACGAUGAUGGAGAUGUUGGCCGAAAAGACGAGCCGGCCCAAACCGUCAGAGUCAACCAAUUUCACGUCCGGCCGGGAUGCGAAGAAGGCGAGAACUUACUGAGCGAUCUGCUGGCCAUCGACGUCACCGUCUGCCGCAACGGAUCCAUGCCCGAAGAGGAACUGCAUCUGAUGGCCAAACUGUUGUCGCAGGAUCCGUUUUGUCGCCAUUUUAUUCUAGAGGCCGGCUUCGACGUCAGGGAGAUCCACUUCUACACGACGCUGAUGCCGGCCCUGACUCAAUUCUGCGGCGGCGAGUCCAGCACCGACCCUUGGCCCGUCCCGUCUUGUUUCUACGCCAAAUAUCGACAGGGCAGCGACUCGGUCCUCGUCCUGGCCAACAUGAAAGCCUCCGGUUUUCUCGUGACGGAAUUCCACCUCGGCCUGGAGCUGGACGAGGCCGUAGCGGCCGUUCAAUCCAUCGCGCGCAUACACGCGUCCGUCUUAGCCUAUCGAUUGAGACUGGGGGUCGACCUAGGACAGGCUUUCCCCUUUCUCUUCCGUCCGGAAGCGGCGGCCGAAUCGUACCAGCAAUUGCUGGAACGCGGUCUGCCUCAGUUGGCGACUUUCCUGCACACCAGCGCCGUCGACCAGCCGGAACUUCACGCCGUGCUGGCCAAACUGCACAAGAUGAGGCCGAGGGCCCGCGAAACGAUCGCCAAUCUACUGAGGCCGGCCAGCCCGAUCGCCACGUUGACUCACACCGAUUUCUGGUGCAACAAUCUCCUGUUCCGUCGCAAAACGACAGACGGCGCCACGGCCGCUGCUGGCCACGACCAGAGAGACAAUAGCCAAGCCGGGCCGGUCGAGUGCUCCAUCCUCGACUGGCAGAUGGCCACUUACAGCCGUCCGACAAACGAUCUAGCUCUAUUGCUCGUCACUUCAGUGGCCGGCGAAGUGCGCCGCACGCGAACCGGACACAUCCUCGACGCUUAUUGGAAUCGAUUCUGCGAGACGACCACCUCGCUCGGCUUGGACGUCGAGGGCCAACUCAAUUACGGACGGAUUGAGCUCGAAACGGAAUUCCAGCAAUCGCUUUUGCUGGCCGUCCUGCUGGGUAUCGGCUCCGUCGACUUGGCCAUCGGGCACCAAGCGACCGAAGAGCGACUCUGCGAGGUUCUCAUCGACCUCAGCAACGAGAAAGUCUUUUAAAAAACGGCGAAAACAAAUAAAAAAUAAACUAUAAUUUCUAUCGCUCCUUGUUUCUUUCCUUUUCGCUUCCAAUUUUCUUUCAUUUUUGUUACUGUGGCUUCGCUCCCUACCCUCCUCCCUUUCUCUCUUGUG